UGCCGAACGUACCCAGAGGAGUUUUCUAGGUCAGGAGCAGAGCGGCGACGGCGGCAGGACGAUCAGCCGCACUGGCUUGCCGAGAUGGAGGCGUGUUCGGAGACGACGGAGGAAGCGGGAACCGAGAUGGCCAGGGGGAGUAGGAGAACGUCGAGGAAGAUGACAAAGACGGAGUAUCCAUCGGUGCUGGAUGCGAUGGAUGCCGCGAUGAAUCAGGUACUAGAGGAGCAAAUGGAGGGGCUGGUGGCGAGGUGGAACGCCGAGAACCCCGACGCGACGCCACUCGUGGUGGAAGCGCUCACGGAGGAGCAGCGAGAGUGGCUGGAGCGAGAGCAUUUGGCCAGGGAGGUGCUGAUUGGUCAGGCGUACGUGGAUAAGAUGGCGGCGGAAGACAUGGCAAGACUGGAGUUGGAGAAAACUAAACCGAAGAAGGAUCCCGACGAGCGGUCUUACCAAUAUUACCGAGAGAACUGGGAGUGGAAAUAUGCCGAAGAGUUCGGCUCCUUCGAGGCCACGACUCGGAUCCCAGCCAUGUGUUUCACGGACAAGCCGACGAAGCCUGGUGUUACUAACCCCGAGCGUAGUAUGCAGAUCUUUUCAGUUAAAGUUGAGGAAAUAUAUGGGGAUUUACAUUGGCCGCUGGAUGUGUUUGGUAUCGUUGCUGUGAGGGAUGACCUGGAUCACCGUCGCAAUAUUAUCUUUGAGCGCAAAAGGGAUAACUGUCAAACUCUCAAUGAGGAGGAUCCAUAUUUAGUAUUAACAGGUCCUACCCGUGCUCCCUUGACUCUGUUUGGGCCUAUGCAUUUCGAUAUCACGCUGAAAGUGAAGCGCAGCAAUGAGUUAGAGGACAAAGAUCUAAGCCUGCUAGGCUUUCGCUACGAGUGCUGCAAGUCAAUCAAUUAUCAAGCGAGUAAGGGAGAGCACGCCCUCAGAUCAUGCGUGAGCAGCCAAAAACAUAGAAGCAAGCUGAGCACAUUGGAGCUGACAUGUGGCAUUGUAGUCUCAUCCAUUGAGGCCACAAUCAGUGUGCGUAUUGUUGGCGGGUCCUGGCCAGAUGGAUUCAGCGGGCUGUUCAUUGCCUCGACUGCUAGCGUCAGUCACAUGAGGGUGUUACUGCUCAAUAUUGGAGAUAAGGAUACGCCUGUUGUUGCUGCUGAUGGCACCAUUGAGCUGUCACGACACGUGGUUUCUGUUGAAAGCUUUGGGGAGCUGAGAGUGCAUGCAGCAGGUUGGCUAGGCAGCCAGCAGGUUGACCGUGAGGUGUUCUUUCAACCAUUAGAAUCUGGUAGAAGCUCUCGUUCGCUUAAGGUUGGCUCGUGUGAAAUGGAAGUUACCGUUGGCUGGUGCCUUUUUCCGUUAUGUUAUCCCACUGACGGUAUUCCUUCACCCAAGAAUGGGUGAGGCGGAUAGUAGCUGCUGUCUAACUAUAAUAACUUGGCCACAGUUCUUUAAUGAACUUUUGUGUGAGGCUGGUGCUAGCAGGAACUUGUCUGACCUAUGCGAUAUGUUUUAUGUAGUGCGAUAUAUUAUGUACUAUAUAUGGUUGUUGCUUCUGAAA
This is a messenger RNA of Triticum dicoccoides, 1558 nucleotides long. RefSeq lists its product as uncharacterized. Lineage: Eukaryota; Viridiplantae; Streptophyta; Magnoliopsida; Poales; Poaceae. The transcript is spliced from 3 exons. The coding region runs from base 85 to 1401 and encodes 438 amino acids. The record is from RefSeq and is a predicted model, not a curated record.